AUGUUCCCCUCUGAUGUGUAUGCUGCGUCCCUUCACGUGGUCAAUAAAGAUCUGGGUAGAACCACUCUGGCUGAGGCCACGGUGACCCUGUUCCUCACCACGGUGGUGUGCAUGGGGGCCGUCAACAACCAAACCCGAUCCCCGUGGGUUCCUCUCUGCAUCGGCCUCACUGUGACCGCCAACAUAUUUGCAGGGGGGAUGUUGUCUGGAGCCUGCAUGAACCCGGCCCGAGCCUUCGGUCCAGGUGCAAACCACUGGAGCCAUCACUGGGUCUACUGGGUCGGACCCGCUUGUGGCGCGCUGCUCACUGUCAGCUUCAUCAGGUUGCUGUUUGGUGACGAGAAGACCCGGAUUGUGUUGAAGUGAACGUGUCAUUCAUCAAAGGGGAGCGCGAGGACAUCCUGGCCGACUUGAUGACAGGGUGUUCAUUUAAAUCUUUAUACCAUACUCCACAAUUAAACUGUGAUAUCUUCAUUUGUCAGCAGAAUGCUUGCAAAUGUAUUUCCCCUUGAACCGGUGAGAAUUGUUGGCACCUGCUCAAUGAAAUGUUUGUAUUUCCAGAUUCAAUAAAGUGUUUGAUGGUAUGAUAGUGAUCUGAUAGUAUACUCCUAAC
Molecule: messenger RNA, 613 nt
Organism: Cyclopterus lumpus (lumpfish)
Lineage: Eukaryota; Metazoa; Chordata; Actinopteri; Perciformes; Cyclopteridae
Product: aquaporin-8-like
Biological process (GO): transmembrane transport; water transport
Cellular component (GO): plasma membrane
Molecular function (GO): water channel activity
Source: RefSeq, a predicted model, not a curated record